Contarinia nasturtii (swede midge) is the source of this 2488-nucleotide messenger RNA. It is a transcript of the gene Mlf, whose product is annotated as myeloid leukemia factor. The record is from RefSeq and is a predicted model, not a curated record. The transcript is spliced from 5 exons. Bases 316 to 1425 code for a protein of 369 amino acids. NCBI's taxonomy places the organism in Eukaryota, Metazoa, Arthropoda, Insecta, Diptera, Cecidomyiidae. Gene Ontology annotation, biological process: regulation of DNA-templated transcription. Gene Ontology annotation, cellular component: cytoplasm; nucleus.
UCAGUGUGUAUUAGUAUUAACAACGAAUCUAAUGAGUACACAACAACAUUUUGAAAUAGAUUUCUAAUUUACAAACAAAUAUAAUUUAUCCGUAAUAAAUAAAAAUUGUCAGUCAAACGUGCUGAAAAUCGUUUGCAAAAGCUAUCAAUUCAAAGAGACUUAUUGCGAGCUGUACAGCAACGCAAAAGAGCAAAAAAACUUUGAAAUAGACAGUGUUAAAUAGUUCUCCAUUUUACUUUUUUCGGUCACUUUGUGCAUUUUGUGACGUAGAAAAGGAUUUAUUUUUCUGUUGAAGGAAACCAAAAGAAAACCAACAUGUUCGGUUCAUUGAUGGGUGAUUUUGAGGAUGAUCCAAUUUUUGGUCAUCACAUGCGUUCGAUGCGCCAAAUGAAUAGUAUGAUGAGUUCAAUGUUUGGCGAUCCAUUUGGUGCAUUUGAUGCAUUGACUGGUGGUUUCGGUCCACAACAAAACCAUCAACAGGCUAUAGGCUUCGGCGGUGGUUUAAUGCCAUUUGGUUUAAUGCCAUCGAUGCCAAAUAUGAAUCGUUUGUUGACCGGUGAAGGAAUGGAAGCCAUUGGAGGGCCAUCGUUCUCAUCGAGUAGCGUAAUUUCAAUGACACAAGGUCCGGAUGGAAGACCGCAAGUAUAUCAGGCAACAAGUAGCACUAAAACUGGUCCCGGUGGCAUACGUGAAACACAAAAAACGGUGCAAGACUCACGAAGUGGUGUCAAAAAGAUGGCAAUCGGUCAUCACAUUGGCGAUCGUGCUCACAUUAUUGAACGUGAACAGAAUUUGCGCUCUGGCCAACAAGAGGAACGUCAAGACUUUAUCAAUUUGGAAGAGGAUGAGGCUCAAGACUUUGAUCGUGAAUUUACACAAAAGGCUCGUCAGGGAAUGCGAUUGCCAAAUGCCAUCAGCGAAGUGAGCAACGGAAGUGGAUCACGUCGACCAGUUCAAGCUAUCAUGCCAGCUGAUUAUAAUGCAAGCUCAACAUCGAAUAGAACCGAGGAUGCCGAACCAAAAGUAACAAUGCCACCGUCGCCUCCGCCAACGACUGCGUCGUCGUCGUCGUCGUCUGUACCAUCGGGUUCUCAAAUGCGUCGUGGUGUGCGUAUUGAUAAGCCGCACACGCAAUAUUCAAAAAAUCAAUCGAGAGCCAAUUUAGCAUCGCCAAGACGACCACUUCGCACGCCGACCUCAUCACCUCUAACAAUGAGUAGUGGUUUGAAUAAUUUUAUAUCGCCGCGAACAAGCAUUCACCCACAUCCAUACAACAAUGCAUCUCCACAGUCGCGACGUACUCAUCACCACCACAGACAAAUGAAAGAUAGAUCACAGCAGCACGUAAACAAUCAUCAACAUCAUGUACAAAUCGAGGAGCUGCCUGAUGAUUACGAUGAUGGUGCACAUAAUUCACGCCAAUAGAAAGUUUAUUCGUCUUAAAUUUAUAAAUAAUAUAUCUAUCUCAACUUCAUGGUUUUAUUCAACCGUUUAAGCACUACGAGCAUUACAUUAAAAACAAGAACAUUUUUGCUUCCUUUUGAUGAAAUGAUUCCAAUUUUACGUUCAGUUCAAUUUUAAGCCACACUCCACAUAUUGCAUCUAUUGCGAAAAUUCAUUGGCAAAAUUAUGGAACUGUCAAUUGACAGAAAAAAGAAAACAAACCAAACCACAUUUAGUUCGAACGGGUUCAAUAUUUGUAGUGUUCAACCACACAAUCUAUGACAAUUUUUUUCAUAUACAUUUAAAAGUAAAAAAAAAAAACAAAAUUUUAAUGGCAACUCGAGAAUCAAAGUAAUCAAACAUUCCGAAUGUAAAAGAAAGAGAAAACUUGUAUUCAUAAGAAUUUUCGGAGAAUGUAAUGACCUAUAGGUUCAUUUAAGCGCAACAUAAAUUGUUUUCAGUAGCAAAGUGCUUAAUGUCGAAUAUCAACCGCAUAACGACUGUAGAAAAACUCUUCAAAUGAUGUAAAAGAAAUGAAUUGGAUAACUUUGGAUUUAUUUCGACUUCUUCGGAAUUUCAUACUUGAAAAUAGUUGAUUUGCAUUGAACUAAAUCUAAGAAGAGAGAAAAAUAAUCGAUUUUAAUUCUGUGUGAAAUUUUUUUAUUUUUAGACAAAAAAAAAACAUCACAACAAAUGUUCAAAAUGUCCCAAUAUUUUCUUUCCCGCUUAAAAAAAUGCGUUUUAAAUUAAAUUUUUUUCUACAUGAAAUUAGGAGUAAAUGUGAAUAAGGAUUCAUUUUGAUCAUAAGAGGAGUAAUAGACAUUGAUUUUUCUUCAUUUCUCGGUGUUUGAACAUAGACACUGAGCAUAUAUUCUUCAAUUAUUUAUUAAAUAACUACAAAAUGAAAAAGAAGAAACAAACACUUAACAAUCUUACUUCGAUUAUGAAAAUUAAUCUCUCCUCAUACAUAUGAAUCCAAAUAAUAAAAUUUCAAAACAAAAAGAGUGAAAAAAAAAACCAUUACAUAAUGACAAAAAAAAAAGAA